Perognathus longimembris pacificus (Pacific pocket mouse) is the source of this 411-nucleotide messenger RNA. It is a transcript of the gene Nhlh2, whose product is annotated as nescient helix-loop-helix 2. The record is from RefSeq and is a predicted model, not a curated record. Lineage: Eukaryota; Metazoa; Chordata; Mammalia; Rodentia; Heteromyidae. Gene Ontology annotation, molecular function: RNA polymerase II cis-regulatory region sequence-specific DNA binding; DNA-binding transcription factor activity, RNA polymerase II-specific; protein dimerization activity. Bases 1 to 411 code for a protein of 136 amino acids. Gene Ontology annotation, biological process: regulation of transcription by RNA polymerase II. The transcript has a single exon.
AUGAUGCUGAGCCCGGACCAAGCGGCCGACUCCGACCGUCCCAGCUCGGCGCCCUCGGACCCCGAAUCCCUGGGUGGAGCGGACGCCAAGGCGCUGGGCAGCGUGUCGGACCUGGAGCCGGUGGAGGAAGCCGAGGGCGCGGGGGGCCGGGACGGCAGCCGGGCCGCGCUGUACCCACACCCGCAGCCGCUGAGCCGCGAGGAGAAGCGGCGCCGCCGCCGCGCCACUGCCAAGUACCGCUCGGCGCACGCCACGCGCGAGCGCAUCCGCGUGGAAGCCUUCAACCUGGCCUUCGCCGAGCUGCGCAAGCUGCUGCCCACGCUGCCGCCGGACAAGAAGCUUUCCAAGAUCGAGAUCCUGCGCCUGGCCAUCUGCUACAUCUCCUAUCUCAACCAUGUGCUCGACGUGUAG